AUGCUCGAGGACUCAGAACUAAAACUACUGUACAACGUGUACAGGACAGACCGAGACUGUGAGAGACUAGGGGUGACGCGGGGAGGUGGCACGUUGAUAGCGGUGCGCCGCGAGCUACGUGCUGACACGCGCGGCGCGCGCCCUGUCGUGGCGCUCCCGGACGCCGAUGAAACAACAGUUAGGAAACAAGAUGGAAGAUACCAGGUGCGGCUCCCCAUGAAACCAAAUUUCGAGAACAACCUCGGAUUGUCUAAACAAAAAGCCAUAGCUCAAUUUAGAAAUCUAGAACAAAAGUUUGAGAAACAACCAAAAUUAGCAUCGGAUUAUAAAACAUUUAUGAAUGAAUACGCUGAGCUGCAACAUAUGAUGCCAGCUGACGGUAACAAGACUCUGGAAUGUUACUUAGGACAUCAUGGAAUUGAGCGCGUCGAGUCAUCAACUACACGCUAUAGAGUCGUAUUUAAUGCGUCAGCGAAAACUUCUACAGGAUAUUCCCUCAACGACCUAAUGUACAAAGGUCCCAACUUACAACAAGACUUACAAUUUUUAUUACUCAGAUGGAGACAGUAUAGAUAUGCGUUCACCGCCGACAUAGAAAAAAUGUACCGGCAGAUUUUGAUUCAUGAGGACGACGCAUGUUUACAAAGGAUAAUCUGGAGGGAAUCCACUAAACAACCCCUACAAACAUUUGAACUUAAAACAAUUACAUAUGGGAUGAAAGCGGGCCCGUUUCUUGCAAUGAUGACGCUAAAGAAGCUGGCGGAGGACGAACGAGACAACUUUCCAGAAGCCUCCAGAAUCUUAGAACAAUCCUUCUAUAUGGACGAGUUAGUCCACGGAGUACACUCUAUAGAACAAGGGAAGAACGUUAUUAAAGACCUUGACCAGUUAUUGAAAACUGGAGGGUUCAACCUACGCAAGUGGUCAGCCAACAGUACAGAGUUAUUAACAGAUAUGACCAGCCAACAAAACAUCGUUAUUUUUAAUUUUAAAUCAGAUGUCGUUCCCAAAACUCUAGAGAUAUGCUGGAAUCCCACAAAGGACACUUUUACCUUCCGAUAUGAGACGACACAACACAACAAAAUAACAAAGAGGAUCCUUUUGUCAGAAAUUUCGAAAGUAUUCGACCCAUUGGGGUGGGUAGCGCCAGUAGUAACAAAAAUGAAAUUACUUUUCCAAAGUGUGUGGAAAUCAAAAAUGGAAUGGAACUCCGAAGUGCCAGAAGACAUUUAUAAAAAAUGGAACAAAGUGCAAACAGACCUCAACAAGCUUAAUGAAUAUGAGAUUCCGAGAUGGCUGAAUAGCCGCGAACAUGACGUCAUCGAGCCACAUGGAUUCUGCGAUGCAUCUCUAGCCGCAUACGCAGGUGUCAUAUAUGCACGCGUCAAGAACCAGGAGAAGGUAGUGCUCGUGGCAGCCAAAACAAAGCUAGUACCAUUGAAAUCAAAAAUAACAUUACCGAAACUUGAAUUGAGUAGUGCGCAGUUACUAGCGAAACUUAUGACUAAAGUUAAACGAGCCUUUGAAAAUCGUGAGAUCAAUACCCACGGAUGGACAGACUCAAAGCUGGCGUUAGGAUGGCUUCAAGGAGAACCAAAUCGCUGGAAACCCUUCGUGGCAAACAGAGUCAAACAGAUCACGGAAAUCAUGCCCACGAAACAAUGGCAUUACAUAAACACAAAGGAGAAUCCAGCUGACGCAGCAAAACAAAGCUAG
Molecule: messenger RNA, 1716 nt
Organism: Cydia amplana
Lineage: Eukaryota; Metazoa; Arthropoda; Insecta; Lepidoptera; Tortricidae
Exons: 3
Coding region: 1-1716 (571 amino acids)
Source: RefSeq, a predicted model, not a curated record